This is a messenger RNA of Linum tenue, 579 nucleotides long. The record is from the annotation of a GenBank genome assembly. Lineage: Eukaryota; Viridiplantae; Streptophyta; Magnoliopsida; Malpighiales; Linaceae.
AUGAUCAAACAAGCGCAAGAGAAUGACAAGCGGGUGCAUUCAGCUGCCACCACCAAAACCUCGGAGCAAAUAAAUUGGAACCCCCCGCCAGCUGGUUGGGUCCGGGUGAACACAGAUGGCUCCGUUCGGCAGCCGGGCUCGCAAGCAGCGGCAGGUGGCCUCAUCCGCGACGAACUAGGGAGAUGCACAGGAGCUUUUACUGCUAACUUGGGAAGCUGCACUAUUACAAGAGCCGAGCUCAUCGGGGCGUUUCAUGGUCUCAAAUUGGCGUGGGAUCAAGGUCACAAGAAGGUGAAACUUCAACUUGAUUCCUCGACGGCCAUCAGGAUGAUUACUAUAGGAGAGGAGCAGCAACAGAGAUACUACACCAUCAUUAGACAACUUCGAGAUCUCAUCAAUAGAAAUUGGGAGGUACAAGUCUCUCAUACCUUCAGGGAGGGUAACAAAACCGCAGAUUUUCUCGCCAAUAAGGGGCAUAGUGUUAGUAUAGGAUGUCACUUUGUUGGCAUCUCGGACCCGGGUCUCUCUUUUUGGAUUCUGUAUGACACUAUGGGUAUUGCCCAAGAUCGUUUAAUUUAA